AUGUUCCGCAAGAUAGAUCUAAUAUCCUUUGCAAUUCUCACCUUUUUCAGUGUUCGUGCACAGGCCGAUCGACAAGAGCAAGUAAUAGAUUAUUUAACCAAUAUCACCCACAAUCUUCAGAUCCAACAUUCUGGAGUAUAUAACUGUUGGCUACUCCAUUUUUCCAACAAAUCUGUACUAUCACUGAUGCUGGACAACAUCGCACAGCGCCUGAGUAAUCAAGAUGUCAGUCUGUUACAAGCGGACCAUCGGGGCCACCAUGUUCCUACAUUACGAGAGCCCAACAUGGUCAUAAUACUAUGGGAAAACCAACAGCAAACAUUUGACAACUUCUACUCCAGCCAAUGGAUAGUGAACAUACCGCCAGAAUGUCCCACCAUUGUCCUGUUUGAGCUCGAUUCAACUGGGACCAUUCCGAUAAGGAACAUUGGAGAGUAUUUCCAAACGAGGUCGGUGUUCUACUUCGUAUUGAUCGCAAUCAACAAGGACGCCGUGUUCUGCUUUCGUUAUCAACCGUUACGCAUCACGAGUCACUCCGGCCUCCCCACGCUCGAUCAACUGUUCUUCGACCGGCUACAGACGAUGCAGUUCAAACUUUUAGUAGCCGGAUACGUUAAGGACUUCUACACAUCCACUUACUGUGAAAAGCUGCACGGUGAGGACACUAUGCUGUUUCUACUCUUUGCUGAAACGCAACAUCUUACACUUCAUUUGCAACAGCUUCAAUGCAACAGCAAUGAAUCUCUGGCCCAGUGUGUAUCGCGGUAUAAUCCGAUACAUUUGAUACUAAAUCGAUUUUUUAUGGCGCAGUACGACAAAUUCGCCGUAAGUGGUGUAGCAAUGGAACAGUUCGCUAUUGCCACGCCGAAGGGACGCUCGCUUACUGUGUGGGAAAUUAUGCUCAAACCUUUUCAGCAUUCUGCCUGGGGCAUGAUACUGGGCAUCCUUUUAACCUACCAGAUAAUCCAUCAACUGAAGCCGACACUUUUCUCCAACAAUCUGCUAGCUUUAGCACUCUUUGGGUUUGAUAAGCGUCAGCUAGUGCUUUCCAAAAGCAUCGAGAAAAUAACCGCCUGUGCAUUGAUCGUGCUAUUUUUCCAACUCAAGUGUGCGUACGAGGCAAAGCUUGUAUCGUACAUCACCGAAGCGCCACGUGUCCCAGACGCCAAGUCGGUUGAAGACUUGCGUGAACACAACAUCACCGUACAUUAUAGAAAAAUCAACAUUACCUAUUUGCAUGAACUGAGCGGCCUGCUAGCAUUCUACGACAAAGAGGUUUACACGUUCGAUGGUAUUACAUUGGUGGAAAAUCGUGCUGCUCUGAUGAUGGAAAAGCUGUUUGCUGAUAAAAUGAAAGGGUACGGAAUGCAAUACACACUACUGAGCGAAAAUGUGUACGAGGCUAUUCCGUUUUAUGUAUUUGGAGCCAAGUCACCGCUGGUAAGGCGCUUUCAAAAAUUUCAACAACGCGUCUUCGAAGCCGGUAUGCAGCAGUGCUGGCGUCGGGAGUAUUACAAUUGCUUUAUCUGGUAUAUUAAUAGCGGUAAACAUCAAUAUGAUAUGUACGAUGGAUCAUCCGCUAUCAUUAGCUAUAGUCAUCUUAAGCCACUGAUGCUGUUUUUCUUAGCUCAAUGGGCAAUUGCAAUAAUCGUUUUUGGGAUCGAGAUAUUGGUGGAAGCAUUAAAACUAUCGCAGAACAAGUAACAAGAAGCAUGACAUGUUACACGCCGCAUCACCAUUGUAGUAAACUUUACAAGAUACAACUUCAUGUACGAUACAGCGUGUAAAACAUUUAAACAUCUACAAAUUGGAAUGCUCUUCGAGAAGCUAAGCCACUGGGCGACUUCGGUUACGUAAUAUGACCUAUUUUGUUGUGUUCUGGAGCUCA
Anopheles gambiae (African malaria mosquito) is the source of this 1888-nucleotide messenger RNA. RefSeq lists its product as uncharacterized. Lineage: Eukaryota; Metazoa; Arthropoda; Insecta; Diptera; Culicidae. Bases 1 to 1704 code for a protein of 567 amino acids. The record is from RefSeq and is a predicted model, not a curated record. The transcript has a single exon.